AUGAUGUAUGGACAGGUCCUGCAUCCGCGCCGCCCCGGCGACUGCUUUAUUAAUGUCAAUGUUGGCGGUUUCAAACAGCGAAUGGAGCAUGAUGUCCUGAAGCAGUUCCCACAGACGCGUCUAGGUCGCCUUCUGUGUUGCAGCUCCGACAAAGCAGUCCUGGAGCUCUGUGAUGACUUCAGUCCCUCUGAAAGGGAGUACUAUUUCGACCGCAGUCCGCGCUUUUUCUGCUACAUUCUCAACUUUUACCUCACGGGCAAAAUCCACCUGGUGGACGGGUUGUGCGUGGUUUCAUUUAUUCAAGAGCUUGAGUAUUGGGGCAUUAAAGAGCUCCACCUGGACCUGUGCUGCAGCAACAAAUUCCAUGAACUGACUGAGCUCAUGGAAGACAAGUGCCUGGAUCAGGGGAGCAACGAACAACAGGUCCACAGUGUGGACUCGUCUACGGAGGAGCUUCGCUUCGGGGACGACAUAGCAAUGUUUGUAGGCUCCUGGUGUGCGGAUGUCCGCAGGAACAUCUGGAUUCGACUUGAGGAUCCAGGCCACUCCACUUCAGCCAAAGUGAUGGCCGUAGCAUCCCUAAGUAUGGUCAUUGUAUCUAUUGUUGCCAUGUGUGUCCACAGCAUGCCGGACUACCAUCAAGUCGAUCUCAAUGAGAAGGAGAUUGAAAACCCAGUGCUGAAUGUCUUUGAGAUCAUCUGUGUUCUGUUCUUCUCUGCUGAGUUUAUUCUCCGUCUGACUGUCGCACCAUCAGCUAGGAAGUUCUUGUACAGCCCUCUCAAUAUGAUCGACUUAUUGUCAAUUAUGCCCUUCUAUGUUACUAUAGCCUUUGAUAUCAUGGAUGAAGGUGAGAAUUCAGACUUGGAAAAUCUCGGCAAAGUGGUGCAGAUUUUGAGGUUGAUGCGAGUGUUCCGGAUCCUGAAACUGGUUCGCCACUCGGCUGGCCUACGCUCUCUUUGCGCCACAAUGCGCCACAGUUCCAGCGAAGUGGGGCAGCUGGUGCUUUUCUUGUCCGUGGGCAUUUCGAUGUUUUCCACUCUCAUUUACUUUGUGGAGAAAGAAUCUCAAGAGUCGGAGCUGCAGACGGUGCCUAUUGGCUGGUGGUGGGCCACCAUUAGCAUGACGACAGUGGGCUACGGGGACACCUUCCCCGUUACGUUAGCUGGGAAGCUGAUAGGAACCCUGUGCAUCCUCUGUGGGCUGCUGAUGGUGGCUCUGCCCGUUACGACCAUCUUCAAUAAAUUCUCCAUGUUCUAUGAGAGGCAAAAGCAUAUAGAUCUUAGACGAAGCAAUCACUGA
Molecule: messenger RNA, 1299 nt
Organism: Anoplopoma fimbria (sablefish)
Lineage: Eukaryota; Metazoa; Chordata; Actinopteri; Perciformes; Anoplopomatidae
Gene: kcns3a
Product: potassium voltage-gated channel, delayed-rectifier, subfamily S, member 3a
Biological process (GO): potassium ion transmembrane transport; protein homooligomerization
Cellular component (GO): membrane; voltage-gated potassium channel complex
Molecular function (GO): protein binding; voltage-gated potassium channel activity
Source: RefSeq, a predicted model, not a curated record